AUGGCCAGCAUGCACAUGCAACUUAAGAAAUUGGGCGCGAGCAUUGAAAGAUAUGGUGAAAAGCAUGGCUAUAAGAGACAGAUGAUCUGGCGACGGACUUUAACAAACAACAAUGUCUGGUGGAAUAAAACACCCCUUCUGGAGGUCCUCCGUGAUCUGGGAGCUUACAUCCGCAUUGGUCCAAUGCUAGGAAGAGAUACGGUCAAGAACAGAAUGGAGCGGGGAGAUGGCAUGUCUUUUGCGGAGUUCACUUACCCUCUCAUGCAAGCUUGGGAUUGGUGGAUGCUUUUCAAGAAUGGAUGUCAAGUCCAAGUAGGAGGAAGUGACCAGUAUGGGAAUAUUCUAUUUGGAGUUGGUGCCGUGAAAACAAUCAGCAAAAAUACUGUCCUACAGGAGGAUAAUAAUCCCUUGUCAGAUGAUCUAGACAAGCCUAUUGGUUUCACGACUCCCUUACUCACAACCUCAUCAGGUGAGAAGUUCGGAAAGUCCGCUGGUAACGCAAUCUGGUUGGACAAGGAUAUGACUUCUACCUUUGAAUUAUACCAGUUUUUCGUUCGCACUCCUGAUGAUGCUGUUGAGCGGUAUCUCAAGAUGUUCACCUUCUUGCCUAUACCUGAAAUCUCAAAGAUUAUGGAAGAGCAAAACCAAGAUCCGUCAAGACGGGUAGCCCAACAUGCUCUUGCUUAUGAAUUUGUCGAACUCAUUCAUGGCAAAGAUGAGGCGGAUGCAGUGUCUAUGCAACACCGCCAAUUGUUCAGACCACGAACUUCAACUGCAGAACCAACGCCCCCGCCUCGUACUGCAUCACCCGGCAAUCCCAAAUCUUCAUUGUCUGGUUUUGUCAAUCCGCAGUCUGGGAAUCCACACGCACCUCAAACAAACUUUGCCAAUAUGCCGUCUGCGCGGGUAACUCUCCCUAAAUCCCUUGUCUACGACAAGACGUUCAGCAAGGUUCUUUGGUCCGCCGGUCUUGUGGCGUCCAAGAGUGAGGGUCAACGAAUUAUCAAUAAUAACGGUGCCUAUGUGGGAAGUCGUCCAGGGGUCAAGAAGAACGAGCCUGGUGGGGGAAUGCCAGAUGACUUAACCUUUACGCCAAUUAAGACUUGGAAUGCCUCAAAAACACAGGAGUUUAUCAUCGAUGGCGACCUGCUCAUCUUAAAGUUAGGAAAAUGGAAGAUGAAGCUGGUGAGUAUUGUCAGCGAUGAGAAGUUCAAAGAGCUGGGUCUCACGGCUCCUGGCUGGGAUGAAGUCGUUGGCAAGGGCAAGGAAGAGCCAUCUCCCUGA
Molecule: messenger RNA, 1284 nt
Organism: Aspergillus nidulans FGSC A4
Lineage: Eukaryota; Fungi; Ascomycota; Eurotiomycetes; Eurotiales; Aspergillaceae
Product: tyrosine--tRNA ligase MSY1
Exons: 3
Coding region: 1-1284 (427 amino acids)
Biological process (GO): tRNA aminoacylation for protein translation; tyrosyl-tRNA aminoacylation
Molecular function (GO): RNA binding; tyrosine-tRNA ligase activity; ATP binding
Source: RefSeq, a predicted model, not a curated record